AUGCAGUUGAUAAGAAAAGAGAUGUUAGACUUGCAUAAGAAUUCAUUUAAUGAGAUGACUUCUUUACAACAGCCGUCAUCUAGUCGGACUUCUAUAUCAACAUCCGGUUUUAAGCGUUCUCACAAUCAUGAUAUCAGUGAAGAUUCUGGAGAUGAGUGGCCCAUGAGUAAACAUUCUAGAAUAAUGCCCACAGAACGGGAUGUCAUAGAUAAAAUUGACGAUCUUUUGGGUGAUCAGAAAAGCCUUCAGUCUGCCCGCCAUGUGCAGGAAAGUGACAACACAGGUAUUGUCAAUGUUCAUAAUGAUGAGAUGGAAGAUGAUAUAGUUAUUGAAGAUCGUAGAAAACCAGAGGAGACGUGA
This is a messenger RNA of Lottia gigantea (owl limpet), 360 nucleotides long. RefSeq lists its product as hypothetical. The record is from RefSeq and is a predicted model, not a curated record. NCBI's taxonomy places the organism in Eukaryota, Metazoa, Mollusca, Gastropoda, Lottiidae. The coding region runs from base 1 to 360 and encodes 119 amino acids. The transcript has a single exon.